Messenger RNA from Ananas comosus (pineapple), 1319 nucleotides. Its product is annotated as cytochrome P450 90B1-like. Bases 15 to 1304 code for a protein of 429 amino acids. The transcript is spliced from 7 exons. The record is from RefSeq and is a predicted model, not a curated record. NCBI's taxonomy places the organism in Eukaryota, Viridiplantae, Streptophyta, Magnoliopsida, Poales, Bromeliaceae. Gene Ontology annotation, biological process: sterol metabolic process. Gene Ontology annotation, molecular function: iron ion binding; oxidoreductase activity, acting on paired donors, with incorporation or reduction of molecular oxygen; monooxygenase activity.
GGAAAAAAGAGGAUAUGACGUUCCCAUCACCAUCAACAGUGUUGGUGAUCAUCUUCACCAUCAUAGUAUCUCCCACCAUAGCCAUUGUUGUGGCUCAGAGCUUGAAGAGCUACAGGAAGAAGAGGAACCCUAUGUUCCCACCUGGACCCAUGGGGUGGCCCCUCGUUGGCUCCUUCUUCUCCUUCUACAAGCCUCGUCCCCUCUCCUCUCUUGGUGGCUUCAUGGAGCAGAACCUCUCAAGGUAUGGGAAGGUGUUCAGCAUGAACUUAUUCGGGGAGAUGAUGGUGGUGUCGGCGGAUGUAGAGCUGAACCGGUACGUGAUGCAAAACGAAAUGAGGUUGUUCAGAAACAACCUACCAGCGCAUAUUCAUAGGUUGAUCGGGGACUUCGCAUUAGUCAUGCUGAUAGGCGAUGUCUACCGGCACAAGAAGGCCAUCAUCGUCCCCUUCAUCAACAUGUUCCGCCAGCAGGCCGACUUCGUUCGCUACAUCGAGCACCUUGCUAAGGGCCUCAUGGCCUCCUCGAACAAGGGAGGGAUCAUUUACGUGAGAGAGUUCGCAACCAAGUUUUCAUUCUAUGUGGUAGCGAAAAAAGCCAUGGGAUUAACCCCAGAGGACCCAGAAGCUGAGCAAUUGCUGAGGGACUACGUGACAUUCUACAAGGGACUAUAUGCAGCUCCCAUUAAUUUUCCCGGAUCUAUGUACAGGAAGGCUUUAAAGGCUAGGCCUAACAUUAUUAAAGCUAUCAAAAAGAAGUUGGAUCAGAGGAAGGCUAAAGAAAGUGUUGAUGAGGAAGAUGAUGAUCUUCUUGGGAGUCUUAUGAAGGAGAGUACUUACACUUGGGAGAACAUUUGUGAUACCAUCCUGGGCUUCAUUUUCGGGGGUGUGGCCACAACCUCAACUGCAAUAUGCUUAGUCUUUUAUCUUCUUGAAAACUACCCUAAAGCUCUAGAAGAGAUGAGGAAAGAGCACUUGGAAUGCAUGAGAUCAAAGAAGGAGAAUGGUGAGGAGAAAUUGACAUGGGAUGACUACAAGAACAUGAGGUUCACACAAAAUGUGAUUAGCGAAACACUAAGGAUUGGAAAUGUUGCUCCGAAUCUGUGGAAGAAGGCUACGAAGGAUGUUGAGUUCAAAGGAUAUUUUAUUCCCGAGGGAACUACUGUGGUAGCCCAUCUUGCUGCUGUACAUUUGAACCCCUCUGUGUUUGAGAACCCAGGGCAAUUCAAUCCAUGGAGAUGGGUAAGUUCCACACUUCCACUCCAUCUUAUUUCUAUAUCAAUGAAAAUUUUUUGUUAUUGUAGGUAAAAACAUAUAGAACUG